AUGUGGAGGCAACCUCAUGCCACUCUCAAAUGCAUGUGGACACCGGGUACAUCCCUAUCCCGUCGGCUAAAAAGAGGAGAAAAAUCCUAGAUGGUGUUUUUUUCUUCUUGUUUGUCCCCUUCCACUCCAAGCUCCUCUUGAAAGCCUCCUGGUCUCACAGGUCGUAGAGGAAGAAAUCAGACCGCUCCCUCUCAGCAGACCGGCAGAGUCCUCCUCUCUGCGCUCACUGAGGCUCUGUCUCAGUCCUGCCUCUCUCCAUCCUCGCUGCGUCUCAGACCGGACAGGUGACACCAAAACCAAAACCUCAACUCCGCCUUGUGAACUGCAGACCAAAGUCACGACUCCGUAAAUUGGGGGAGAUCUGAUAGGCGCAGACCACCGCUCAAAUGAGCCACUUCCUCCUUUUCUCUACUUAAAGUGUUUGUCUCCUGUUGACUCCCCGAGGCUCCGCACUCUGCUGACGCCAGCAGAGGACUGGAGAGACCGGAGAGAGAGCCGCACAUCUGGAUGAGGGCGGAGCCACCGGCCCCUCAGCCACCACGCGCCAAUAUACAGUCAGGGAGCUCCAAGCUGAGUGGCUGGUGGGCUGCUGCCUGUUGA
Molecule: messenger RNA, 600 nt
Organism: Xyrichtys novacula (pearly razorfish)
Lineage: Eukaryota; Metazoa; Chordata; Actinopteri; Labriformes; Labridae
Source: the annotation of a GenBank genome assembly